UAUUUGUUGUUUAUGCAAUGAUGCUUGAAAUGAUAGUGCUUAAGGUAAUGGUGCUUGAGGUAAUGGUGCUUGAGACAAUAGUGCUUGAGAUGAUGGUACUUGAAAUAAUAAUGCUUGAGGUGAUAAUGCUUAAAAUAAUGAUACUUGAGAUAAUAAUACUUAAAAUAAUGAUACUUAAGAUGAUAUUACUUAAGAUGAUAGUGCUUGAGGUAAUAGUUCUUGAACCAAUUACUUCUGAGAUAAAUCACUAUAAGAUUGAUUUGGCUAAAGUUUUAGUUUGA
This is a messenger RNA of Cetraspora pellucida, 281 nucleotides long. The record is from the annotation of a GenBank genome assembly. Lineage: Eukaryota; Fungi; Glomeromycota; Glomeromycetes; Diversisporales; Gigasporaceae.